Molecule: messenger RNA, 3936 nt
Organism: Lactuca saligna
Lineage: Eukaryota; Viridiplantae; Streptophyta; Magnoliopsida; Asterales; Asteraceae
Source: the annotation of a GenBank genome assembly
AUGAAAUGUUUACACUUCGGACUCCAUCAACGCCUCGGGUGUCUGCCCUCACGUCGACUCCUCCCCUGCUCGCCACCUUAUGCCAUCGCCUCCCCUGUGAAGCCACCGGCCGGAGACCUUCGAACACCCACAGCUACAGGGUGGAGAUACCAGUUGUGGACGAUAAUUAUAUUCACAAAACCAGUUGUUGAGGAUGAUGAUUCCGGAAGGAGAGGAAGGUGCAUCUCUCAUCUUCUUCACUUCAUAAGGCGUUCUCCUCCUCAUGCCCUCCAGCCUUUCUUGGACUAUACUUUGCUUCCCCUGCUGCUUCUGUUGGAAGCUGCAGUAAACUGCAGAUCUCCACUGGCAUUAAAUGACAAGUUAAAAGAAAAGCCUCCUAAAAUAAGUGAUGUCGUGGCAGAAGACGUGCUUCAAUGUUUGGAGGAGCUUCUAAUCAAGUGUCAUCUAGGAUCUGUGGAACAGAUGGUUGUAGCAUUGAAAAAUUUGACAAAUGCAGCGUUGCUCUCACCAUCUGAGGCAUCCGAGGAGUUUCGUGAAGGAGUUAUUAGGUGUUUUAAGGCAAUGCUUCUUGGUUCAUGUUUGUGCUCCAACAAUUCUUGCAAUUGCAACCAAAUAAAUGUCCUGCCUCUGCCUCUGCCUUUGCUUUUAGAGAAGAGAUCAUUCAUGGAAGCAAACCCCAAGGAAUGUUUACUUGCAUUCCUUCGUUCUCAGUCUGCAAUUGUCACUGUUGGACACUGGCUGUCACUUUUAUUGAAAGCUGCAGAUGCUGAGGCAGGGCGUGGCCAUGUAGGCAGUUCUAAGCUUCGUGUAGAAGCCUUCAUGACUCUUCGCAUUCUUGUUGCUAAGGUUGGUACAGCUGAUGAACUAGCUUUCUUUUUACCUGGUGUUGUUAGCCAAAUUGGAAAAGUUCUGCAUGUCUCAAAAACAAUGAUUUCUGGGGCUGCUGGAAGUAUAGAAGCUAUGGACCAAGCACUUAGAGGUUUGACCGAGUUUCUCAUCAUAGUUCUUCAAGACGAUGCGAAUUUAUCAAGUCUUGUUGAUGAUGACAUUGAUAUAAAUACGAAUAAGUCUCCACUAUCAUUUCUAGAGGAGCUUCGCCGUUUUCCUGGGAAAAAGCAAGAUCAGGGUCAAAUUGUAGCAAUAAAGUCAACAACCCAAGAGGUGAUGGUCAAUAGUAAUACUAAUACUCCAUCGCAAUCUGGCUUCAAAGGGAAUGGACAUACGAAAUCUUUGUAUGUGGAACGUACAAAAGAUUGGAUUGCUGCAACUUCUUCUCAUGUGAAUAAGUUAUUGUCCUCGGCAUUUCCACACCUAUGUGUUCAUCCAGCCAAGAAGGUGAGACUUGGGACCAUGGCUGCUAUACAGGGACUCUUGUUAACAUGCAGUCGCACACUGAAGGGCAGCAGGCUAAUGCUUCUGGAAUGCUUAUGUGCUUUAGUUUCUGAUGAAGAUGAAGAGGUGUCAUCAGCUGCACAGAUGUUUCUUGGAGAUUUAUUCUCAUCAAAUGGGAAGCAUCACAUUGAACGUGAUCUUGUUGAUAUAUUUAAAAGGCUCUUUGAAAAGCUUCCGGAGGUGAUGAUUGGAGGGGAGCAGUCCCAUUCACAUUGCCAAAAAUUGCUUGUAUUGAUUUACUAUUCCGGUCCCCAACUUGUUAGAGAUCAUCUUCUCCAAUCUCCUGUGACAGCUGCUCGGUUCUUUGAUACCCUCACCCUUUGUUUGAGCCAGAAUUCGGUAUUUUCUGGCUCUUUGGACAAGCUGCUUUUAGAGAGAUCAUCAUCAUCAUCAUCAUCAUCAGUUGGGUACUUGCGGUCUAUAACUGAGAUGAAAGCUACCAGUUUCUUUUCAAAUGAGAAAAAGGAGCCUAAUUAUGAAGAUCCCAACAACUCUUUCAAGAUACAAAAUGAAUAUGAUCUUCCACGUAUGCCACCUUGGUUUUCUUCUUCGGGCACUCAGAAACAACUUUAUCAUGCACUCGCAGGGAUCCUAAGACUUGCUAGCUUCUCUCUUAUUGCAGGUUCUCAAAGUAGGGGGAACUUAUCGAUUAUCAAAGAUAUUCCACUGAGCUACUUGCGUAAAUUGAUUGCUGAUGUUCGAAACAAGGAAUACAUAAAAGAGAGCUGGGAGUGUUGGUAUAAAAGGCCUAAUUCAGGGAAGCUAGUAAGACAAGCUACUACUGCUGCAUGCAUCUUGAACGAGAUGAUGUUUGGUUUAUCCGAUGAAGCUAUUCAUAAUUUGAAAACAAAGUUUCACAAAUCCAGCAGCUCAGAGAGCUUAAAAGAUGAUGUGGGUGGUUGGAAUGUUUCUCUAACAAAGGAUACAAGGAGUCAGUUAAUCGAGUGCAUCGGUUCUAUUUUGCAUGAGUAUCUAUCUCCUGAAAUAUGGAAUCUUCCAUUACAGCAAUCCGAUGUUAAUGUGCACUUUUUUCAUGAUAAUGCAAUGCUGCACCAGGUUAUAAUUGAUGGGAUAGGCAUAUUUGAUAUGUGCCUUAAGAGUGAUUUUGUGUCAAGUGGGUUUCUUCAUUCGUCUCUUUAUGUGUUACUGGAGAAUCUCAUCUGUUCAAACUUUCAAGUCAGGCGUGCAUCAGAUGCUGUCUUACAUGUGAUUUCAGCUACUUCUGGCUAUCCAACGGUUGGGCACAUGGUUUUGGCAAAUUCAGACUAUGUAAUCGACUCCAUAUGCAGGCAGCUUCGUCAUCUGGAUCUUAAUCCUCAUGUUCCAAGUGUUCUUGCUGCCAUUCUGUCCUACAUAGGUGUGGCCCACAAAAUCUUACCCUUGAUGGAGGAGCCAAUGCGUUGUAUUUCAAAGGAACUUGAGAUUCUUGGCAGGCAUCACCACCCUCAGCUUACCAUCUCCUUCUUGAGGGCGGUGGCAGAAAUUGGAAAGGCUUCAAAGCUUGAGGCUUGUUCACUGGCCUCUGAAGCAGAGAUAUAUAAGAAGGGCGAAUGGGAGGAGAUGUUUUUCAAAUUGAAGGACUCCAAAAGCUACAGACAAACUGUCGGCUCUAUUUCUAGUUCAUGUAUCACAGCUGCUACUCCUCUGCUUACUUCCAUCAAGCAAACAGCAUGUUUGGUAGCCUUGGAGAUAGUCGAGGAUGGAAUCAUUGCACUUGCUGGAGUGGAAGAAUCAUAUAGGCAUGAGAUGAAAACGAGAGAGCUCCUUAUAGAAGCUUUACAAUCAAAUUCAAUUCAUGAUCUUGCUGAUACUCUCGAGGCAGAAAACGAUGAUGUAACUCAAGAAAACAGAUUACUUCCAGCAAUGAAUAAAAUCUGGCCCUUCCUGAUUGCCUGUAUACGAAAUGGGAAUCCACUGACGACCAGAAGGUGUGCUGGUGUGAUCGGUAGAGUGGUGCAAAUCUGUGGAGGCGAUUUCUUUUCACGUAGAUUCCAUACCGAUGGGCCCCACUUGUGGAAACUUUUAAGUGCAUCCCCAUUUGAGAAAAAGCCCAUGAAUUUUAAAUCUAAAGAAUCAAGACUUGUACAACUUCCAUACAGAAGGGGUGAUGAUGAUGAUGAUGAUCCAAGGGCUGAGAUUUCAGAUUUGAAGGUCCAGGUGGCGGUGCUGGAGAUGAUAGCUGAGAUAUCCGGGAACAGAAAGAGUGCUUCGGCAUUGGAAUCUGUGAUUAAGAAGGUGAGUGGGGUUGUGGUGGGGAUUGCAUGUAGUGGUGUUGUUGGGCUUCUUGAUGCAUCUGUGAAUGCUCUUAGAGGACUUGCCUCGAUUGAUUCUGAUCUUAUUUGGCUCCUUUUGGCUGACGUUUAUUACUCUAAAAAGAGGGAAAUUUUUUCGGCACCUGUUUCUGUAGCUGCGGAUUUACCCGAGGUUUUGCCACCACCUUUGUCUUCCAACUCCUAUCUUUAUGUUCAAUAUGGUGGCCAGACCUAUGGUUUUCACAUUGAUUUUUCUGCUGUAGAAUUUGUUUUCAAGAAAUUGUACUCGUAA